Cheilinus undulatus (humphead wrasse) is the source of this 3884-nucleotide messenger RNA. RefSeq names its product Krueppel-like factor 15. The record is from RefSeq and is a predicted model, not a curated record. Bases 429 to 1835 code for a protein of 468 amino acids. NCBI's taxonomy places the organism in Eukaryota, Metazoa, Chordata, Actinopteri, Labriformes, Labridae. The transcript has 3 exons. Gene Ontology annotation, biological process: regulation of transcription by RNA polymerase II. Gene Ontology annotation, molecular function: DNA-binding transcription factor activity, RNA polymerase II-specific; RNA polymerase II cis-regulatory region sequence-specific DNA binding.
GUCAUAUAGUACAACUCAGGCAGAGCUCGGUCAGUCCUGUGAACGCUGCUGCUGCUGCUGUUGCUGCAUGGAGAGCCUCAAGGGCAAAACCUGCGCUGGCACAAGACUGGCCCGUCGGAUUUAACGGAUAAGAACCGUCCUCAUCGCGCCUUUUCUUUGGGAUUAUAUUUGCUGUGAGUGGGCAAGAUAAACUGUAUCCUGGCUGGAGACCUUGGAUUGUAAGAGUGUUUUCCUGACGCUUACUUUUUCCACCCUGAGAGAACACAGCAGGUGUUUCUUUAUCUGGCCCGUUUGGGAAGUUUUAGCCUUGAUGACCUUGGUUUGUUUGGCCUAACUCUCCCGGCACCACAAGGAAAACUUCUCUAACAAAUCAUCCUAAACACAGACUCAGAGUCCAACCAGAGACAGCAGUUUGGCAACGUCGAGGGAUGGUAGAUAACUCCCCGGUUAGCGAGGGGACUUUUCUUCCUUACAGUGGCUCUCCACAGGCCUACACGCUGUCAGACAUGGUGACAGAUCUGGGCUCCUACCAGGUGAUGCCAUCGCCUUUUUCGGAGGAUGACCUGAGCGAGUCAUCCAGCCCUCGUUCCUGCUCCAGCCCGGACUCCCAGGUGCUCAGCUCCAGCUAUGAAAGCAACUCGAGCACUGAGAGCCAGGACAGCAUCCUGGAUCACCUGCUGUCCCAGGCCUCAUUAGGGGGAGCCAGCAAUGUGCCUGCAGGCUCUGGGGCACCGAUACCGUUAUCCUCAUUCCUUUGGGACUCACGGAGAGAUGAACCUCCAAAACGUGAGCCUGUAAAAGUGGAAAGUUUUGACUUCUUCACUUGGUCCAAUGUGGAGACGGAGGAACAACUUGGAGGGUCUUUCCAGCCCACACUAGAAGAGAUCGAAGAGUUCUUGGAGGAGAAUAUGGAGGUAGUAACAAUGAAGCAGGAGCUCAGAGAAAGUUGCCCAGGGUUGGGAGUGGGACUGGAGGAAGCUUUAGGUCUAGGAGUUGGCCCAGCGUGGGUGAGGGAGCCGUCUCCUGAGCCUAAACUGGAGGAAGAGGCUACGUAUUUAGAUCAAACUGUGCCAGACACUGCUGGCUUGGCUACUGCUGCCUCCUCUGAGACCAAAACUUCAUCAGUUAACCCUGUAAAUGAAUCCAGCACAGGAGCAAAGAAGGCAUUAGUGAACAAAUCUGCAGACGGUGGCACAAACAGCAGUGGGGUACCAGUCGUCCUACAGAUCCAGCCCCUCCAGAUCAAGCAGGAACCCACAGUAGCACCUCUGACCCCAGCAGCCCCACCCCCACAGUCUGCCCCGGCCUCAGACAUCAAAAUCGCGCAGCUUCUGGUCAACAUCCAAGGUCAGACCUUUGCCCUGGUGCCCCACAUUUUACCCUCUCCCAACCUUAAUAUCUCCUCCAAGUUUGUGCGCAUAGCUCCAGUCCCGAUUGCAGCCAAGCCUCUGGGGCUUGGAGACGGUUCAGCUGGCCAGGGAACAGGUAUUCUUGUUGGAGGUCAAAAGUUCCAGAAGAACCCAGUGGCGGAUCUUAUAAAAAUGCACAAAUGCAACUUUCCCGGCUGCACCAAGAUGUACACCAAGAGCAGCCACCUGAAGGCCCACCUGAGGAGGCACACGGGGGAGAAGCCCUUUGCCUGCAACUGGCAAGGCUGUGGAUGGAGAUUUUCUAGGUCAGACGAGCUCUCACGACACCGGCGAUCCCACUCAGGUGUCAAGCCCUACCAGUGCCCAGUGUGUGAGAAGAAGUUCGCCCGCAGCGACCACCUAUCAAAACACAUUAAAGUCCACCGCUUUCCACGAAGUAGCCGGACAGUUCGCUCAGCAAACUGACACCACGCUGCUCACAUCUCUGGGAUCACCAGGACUGCUGAGAUCUCUCUCAUACAGACAUAAUCCACACGAGCAAUGGCUACACUUUGCUUUUUUGGUCCAGCAGUCUUUGAUUUGUCCUUAUUUAUUGUGCUAAAAUAAACCGACACAGUUACCAUCCUGUAAUCAGCGUACGGUUGUUGUUGUUGGUGCUUUGGCACUGCUGUUUGCUCUGUCUUUAUCACCUUUGUCAGCAGAAGAUAAGAUAAGCUUAUUUUCAUUCACUCUGAAUUAUGUGAUCGCUUCGAUUUAAGUCUUGCAUUUCCAUUCUACCUGGAUCAAAACAACUGCCUUUAUCUUCCUGAGAGCUGCCAACGUCUUGGACAUUCCUCAUGUUAUGCAAUGUGUAGGAAGACUGAGAGAAGGUCACUGGGAUCCUUGUUAGCUGCUACAGAGUCGUAGUUACUCUUCCUGGGGUCCACGGAGGUUUCUCCUGGGAGGCUCCUCUGAGAGCUUGUCCUAGUUUAUGCUGCACAAUUCAUAGAAAGUACAGUUAAUGAUUCAACUCAGUGCUGAUGCACAGGGAGAGGCUUGUUUUCAAUGUGGUCAUGGACUACUGAUUGCAUAACAGAGUAAGGAAUCUUACCAGAAGAUAGCAGGACUCUUCUCAUGUUUUAUGAGCCUGAAGGACUCUAAAGGAGGGGAAUGACAAAGCAACAUAAGAAAUGCAAAAAAAUGAAACCUGAGUAGAGGUCAUUAAAGCGCACAGUGAUUGUUAAAUCAGCCUUCUGAUCAGUGUUAAUUCAGAUUUGUGCAUUGUUGUUAAGCUAUGUCUUGUGUACCUACCUGCUUAUUAUCUGGCCUUAAUGUACCACAGAAUCCUUACUGGAGAGUCAGAUGAUUUGGGAAACCGGGCUUUUCAGUGAUCAUUAUUUAAUGAGGUGUUCAGUGACUCCUAAAAGUGUCAUACUCUGUCUCCUGUCAGCCAGUGCAUAGCCUUGGAACUGAAUGUCUCAGUCUGCUAUUAUUAUCUGAACUAUUAUUUUGCUGACAACUUCACACAAAAUCUGCCUCAGCUCUUCUUCAUGUGACUGACUCUGAAAGGCUCGCAGACACGCCUCAGCUGGCAGUGAUAUCAAUGGACACACUACACACCAUGGUGCUGAACUACAUGGAGGAUGAUCUUUUGAGAAUUGUUGUCACAACAUCCCUUUGAGGCCAUGACACAUUUUGUAACGCCCUAACUAUUUUAUUGUACCACACCCCGCUGUGAAUAUGUAGGGGUGUGGCCAUGCCGUCCAUGUGUAAUUCAUGUGUGUAAAGUGACAACAAGCAGGGGUACACAACAUUGUACAUCAUUCCUUUCAUUCAAUUUUUGAAUUUGUAAUGCUUGUGUGAACACAGGUGUUUUAUCGCAUCCUAUGAAUGUAUGUAAAUAUGCAGGAGUGUGCAUCGCUGCAUCCAGGAGUCACAUGGGGACGAUCCUGAGACCAUAUCUUAAAACAAAUCAGUGCUUGUGAAGAUUUUUAGUGUAAACCCUAAAUGUGUACAUAACAUUUCAGUACAUAUGAAUAUAUUAUAUAUAUUUUUCUUUGUUCUAUCCAAAAUGCAUUUACAAAUAAAACAGAAAAAUUAACACUUUUGCUGUCAUUUCUUAAACUGUGAAUUCCCUGCCUCUAUUUUAUCGAAUAAAAUAUAUUAUUUUUCUUUCUAAAGGAUAGGGUAUAGAGUCAAUAUUCCCUCCUCACCGCAUUCCCAGUUAUUUUGCAAAAUUUUCUCUGAUGUUCCCAAAUAGUCUAUGCAAACACGGCCUCAACCAUUAGACUGAACAAACCUCCCAAUGAUAAUUAUAAUAAUUAGAAAAAAAUGUAAAAACUCAAAAUGCACUGUUGCAAAUUAUUAUACACAACAGAGCUUCAAAACAUUUUAUAGAUUAUAAAGAACUGAUAAUGGUCAUUUGUAGAAUUUGCAGCUUUAUGAGGUAAUACUGAAAUCAAAAGCUAUUUAAAUCAAAAACAUCUUAACAGGCCAAGUUACAUGUUUACACAGGACCCCUUCUUUAAUAUCACC